AUGGCAGAACUUCACGUCAUUGGAGAUCUGAUGUGCGGGGAGGAUUUUGGAAGUAAUAGUUACUUUUGCGUCUUCGAGGUCGUCGCCGGGGAGCAUUGGAGCGCCGUGGAGGGUCGCACCUCCGGAUGCACGCACGUCAUGCAUGCCGGCGAGGAGGGUAAUGUCUCGUGGAGUUUUCCUAUAGACAUUCAUUUUACAAUGAACAGCAUAGAGGGUUGGCCCAAAAUAUCGUUGCAGGUGUGGUCUGUUGAUAAGUACGGCCGGAAGGAUCUGGAGGGCUACGGUGUCGCCUUUGUGCCACCGCCUAGUGUAGACGAGCAGGAUGUUGUGGUAGAGACAUGGAGGCCGUGCUACUGGAGUCCGAGCUUUUUCAGACGCCUCUAUGAGAAUCUCCGAGUUGCCAUAUUGGGCGGAAACCCGGUGCUGCGCGAUAAAGCGCUUAUACACACCAACGAUGAACGGUUCAAAUUACGGACGAGAAGCAGUGGAAGAGUUAUUCUUCAGUUAAAUGUCAUUUCAAGAGGAAUGCAUAGGUUGGGGAUUCGAUACAGCUGA
Molecule: messenger RNA, 555 nt
Organism: Trypanosoma rangeli
Lineage: Eukaryota; Euglenozoa; Kinetoplastea; Trypanosomatida; Trypanosomatidae
Product: B9 protein domain 2
Exons: 1
Coding region: 1-555 (184 amino acids)
Biological process (GO): cilium assembly
Cellular component (GO): MKS complex
Source: RefSeq, a predicted model, not a curated record